UAUUUUUUCAUGGAACGCGCGUUCCAUCCUUUAAUAGUGGGGGAAAGGGGGAAAUGAAAUUCUGAAAAAAUUAAAAACCCCGCCAUGCUCUCCCUACCUUCUUUCAAUUGUUCUUCUCUCUCUCUCUCUCUAUCUCUCUCAAUCAAAUACCAAAAAUCGACUAUUGUUGGAACUAGGGUUCCGGUUCUUAGUGAAAUUGAAGGUUUUUUGGUCACUAGGCCAUGAAAUUGAUCAAAGGGGUACAGUUUUUGGAACCAUGACUAUUUUUGGAACCAGGGUUUCAGUUCAAAAACCCUUCAUCUACUUCCCUCGAUCUUCAGUUCCUCAAGUACUUUCUCAGCCUCUCAAUCAAUAGAAGAGUUGUAUCACAACUACAAAUUUAGAGUGAUUUCCAUAUCAAGUAGAACAGUAGCUCCAUUAAAGUCAAGGUCUCGAAACUCCAUGGUCAAUCACCAUCAACAUUCUACUUCUUUAUGUGUUCCAGAGAAAUGGCUAUAAAGGUCGGUUGGGUUGGACGAUUCUCUGGAGGACGAGAGAGAUUUGGACAUGGCAGAUCGUAGGGCUACAGAGAUUGAGCUUGAUACCAAGGAGGGUUUUGCGUCAAGGGAAAAGCUCCACCAUCAUCUCAACGACCAAGCUGAUUUGAUACAAGAAAUUGAUAGCAAACUACCUGUUGUACAGCUUGCUCUUGAGCUCACUCACAAGAUCUUUGGUUCUUGUCCACCUAUGCAAAGUUUUGAUCCAGCCAAGAUGCUCACGGACUACGGGAAGCUUCAAACACUUGAUAUAACGGUUGCAUGCAGGAAAUCAUCAUGUAAAGUUACAUCUACAUCAGUACCUCCAAGCUCUUGGACUCCUAGAAGUCAAACAGAAAUCUUACAAUUGGGAAAUUUAAAGCCUUUUAGCUUCAAUGUACUUAAAUUGGCUACAAGAAAUUUCCGACUCGUUAAUGUUCUUGGAGAAGGUGGAUCUGGGUCGGUUUUCAAAGGAUGGAUCGAUGAACAAUCUGUUAAGAGAUUAAAUCAAGCGAUCUUUAAGGUCUUCAAGAAUGGCUCGCAUGUUCUUAUAGAGAGUAAAGUUACAUCUACAUCAGUACCUCUAAGCUCUUGGACUCCUAGAAGUCAAACAGAAAUCUUACAAUUGGGAAAUUUAAAGCCUUUUAGCUUCAAUGUACUUAAAUUGGCUACAAGAAAUUUUCGACUCGUUAAUGUUCUUGGAGAAGGUGGAUCUGGGUCGGUUUUCAAAGGAUGGAUCGAUGAACAAUCUGUUAAGAGAUUAAAUCAAGCGAUCUUUAAGCUGACAGAAGCAUUUGGGAAGUUCUAUGGAAACUCAAAACAAGGAACCAGCAAUGAUAAAUCUCAUGGUGGUGUUCAUGAGAACUGCAUCAAGUCUUCAACCUUCACAAACAAUGAUUGGACACUUACUAGAAAUGGAGAGUCAAUUGGUAGGGAAAUUGUUAAUUUUUCAAAGUAAAACAAAGGGUUGAUUGAACGAGAGAAAAGAAAACACCAACACUCCAUGGCUAAUAAGAAUAAAAAAGAUAAAGAUAUGAGGAAAAAAGUCUUUGUUUGGCAGCUUGGACAAACUUUGUAGCACCUGAUCGUCCAUGCCACUCUUGUUACAGGACAUGAGUAUCGGCACAUCAUGGAACAUUUCGGUUAGUUUUUGUUUUUCCUCUUGGUGAUCCAUCAAUGAAGUGGCCAACAUCAUGUAAUAACAUUUUAGGGGAAGAUGUAUGUAUAUGUUUUUUUAAUGAAUAAUGUAAUCAUAUGUAUGAAUAUAAAAUACAGUUUGUUAUUUGUAUGACAAAAAAUUUUAUGCAAUGGAUAGU
Messenger RNA from Lactuca saligna, 1831 nucleotides. The record is from the annotation of a GenBank genome assembly. Lineage: Eukaryota; Viridiplantae; Streptophyta; Magnoliopsida; Asterales; Asteraceae.